CGGCCCAGAGGGGAGAGGCCGGAGAGGGCGGGCGAGGCGGGAGGGCCGUCGGGCCGGGCCGGGCCCAAGAUGAGCGUCCGUCCGGGCUCCGUCCCCCUGCAGUUCCUGCCGGACCAGGCGCGGAGCCUGCCGCCGCCCAGCCUGACCGACCCGCGCCUCGUCUACGCCGGCUUCAUGGGCUACUUCACCGGCCUCUUCGCCAACGCCCUGCACCGCCGGCCCGUCGUCCAAGCCGGGCUGCACCGCCAGCUCCUCUACGUGACGGCCUUCUGGUUCGUCGGCUAUUUCCUGGUGAAGCGUGAAAACUUCAAGUACGCGCAGCGGGAUCAGGACAUGUUCGAGUACGUGAAGCGACACCCGGAGGAUUUCCCAAAGAAAGAAAAGAAAACAUACGGCGAGAUCCUCGAGCCCUUCCACCCGAUACGCUGAAGCUUCCGGCGGCGCGGGGGCGGUCCCCGAGCCGGGAGCGGGGUCCAGCUCCGCGCCCUCGACAGCGGACCUCCCGAUUAAAAAUGAUAAAUGGCCAUCCCCGGCCUCCCAGCGUC
This is a messenger RNA of Ornithorhynchus anatinus (platypus), 545 nucleotides long. RefSeq names its product NADH dehydrogenase [ubiquinone] 1 subunit C2-like. Gene Ontology annotation, cellular component: mitochondrial inner membrane. The transcript is spliced from 3 exons. The record is from RefSeq and is a predicted model, not a curated record. NCBI's taxonomy places the organism in Eukaryota, Metazoa, Chordata, Mammalia, Monotremata, Ornithorhynchidae. The coding region runs from base 70 to 429 and encodes 119 amino acids. Gene Ontology annotation, biological process: mitochondrial electron transport, NADH to ubiquinone.